Messenger RNA from Penicillium griseofulvum, 2496 nucleotides. RefSeq lists its product as uncharacterized. The transcript has 2 exons. The record is from RefSeq and is a predicted model, not a curated record. Bases 1 to 2496 code for a protein of 831 amino acids. Lineage: Eukaryota; Fungi; Ascomycota; Eurotiomycetes; Eurotiales; Aspergillaceae.
AUGAUCCUACCAUACGAACGAGAACGCGAAUCCCAAACUCCUUCCCCACCCCAAAUCGGCUACCUGUCGCAUCUCAAUUCCCGCCAAUCAGACCCCAAUGGUUCCAUGUCGGUACCCAGUCGACAGAAGAAAAAUUUUUCCCGCCAUGCCUGGACCCACGACGACGUGAAUGUCAGCCGUCGUCUCUCGGAUAUCGGCGAGGAGCUGUCACCUGCUAGCUUAGGAUUUGGCGAUUCGGACGAACAGCUGGCUAGUUCACCGCUACUACCUGAUGAUCAGAACAAGGAUAAUGAGAAUAAAAAUAAUGCUACGUGGAGUAGCUCCAAUUCCACCAUCAGUGCGGGGAGCAGACGCGCUUCUCCUUCCAAGGAUACGUCUGAGGCGCAUAACGGACACGAUGAAUCCCCCGUUGACCCUGAGGUCGCGAGAGCGCAAGCUACUGCGGUCAUUGCGACUGCAGCGGGUUCUCCUGUGCCGGCUAGCAGUGCUGUAGCGUCUGCAGCUGCAGAGGGUAAGGGGCCAGGGGACGAGUUUUCCUCGGCGAUACUGAGUAGCGAGGCUGAGAGGAUUCUGGAGAAUGCGAAGAAACGGUUGAAUCUCAUGGAAAACAAUCUCACUCGAGCUCGGUCAACGACGCGCACAUCUGCCUCGCCCUCGCCCUCGAAUUUAGGCUAUAUCCAACCAAUGGGUAUGCAUCAGCCUGUGGGUGGACUGUACCGGUCGAUUUCGCGCACCGAUCCUAAGAACUCGUCGCUUCGACGGCAGUCGCUUAUUGCGUCGCAAGACACGACGAAUAAUCGCCAUUCGAGAGGGCACUCUGAGACGAAUAUUCCCUCUGAUUCGAGCUUCUCGAAUGAUACCAAGCGCAUCUCGCGCUCGGUCAGUGCUAUGGGCGCAAGCACUUCCUCCAGUCUUCAUACGGAUGAUCGGUCGUUCCAUUACGCACCCACGAGGGCAUAUCUGACGCACAGGUCGUCGGUUUCUUCCGCCAUACAUGCGCGUGACCAGGAGGAACAGGGUCAAAUGGCACAGUCGCCUGUUUCCACCGAAGACAGUUUGUCGGACUCGCCGCAUGGCUUGGGGAUUUCCUCCGAGGGAUCGAAAUCCAGCCCGGACGGUUUCAGUCCAGUCUACAGCUCCUAUGGCCCCCCUAGCCGCGCGCAGUCGCAACUGCAGGUGCGUGAUCUUCAGUAUCAGAUGAAGGGUCUUCACAUCAAGAUAUCUUCCCUCAAGGUGAAGAACCAGGAGGAUAAUCUUCGCCGACGUAGCUUGCAAAGCUUGCGUACACCCAGCCCACUGACAGCCGCUGAUCACUGGUAUACGAAUGCGAUGGAGCUCAGGGAUGGUCAGGGCAGUCGUGGCUCCAAUUCCCGACGUGACACCAGCUCUGAAAACGUCCAGGAUGUCUCGAAUGAUGAAGCGGCGGAAGAUCACCGCAGAUCCGACGAGCAUGCCGCUGGAAAUACAUCCAAACACACCGGAAAUAGUCAACAAAACGAGUCUGUCGACUAUGCCGAUGACCAGUCUGUCGCUGAGACCAUGUACGAAGAUGCCGAAGAAGGUGAUUUUGAGGACAUUGACCGCGAAGCCCUGAACGAGAUCUUGAGUGAACCGCUUGACGAUGAUCUCGAGAACGACAUGGAAGCCUUCCCUGACAUGCCAUUGACGGACGCGACGCCUCACGAGAUGCGCGAGGACGCGUUCGACUAUGAGCAUUUCAUAUUGCAUAGCGCACUGGGUAACUACAGCCAGCAACUCCGUCGGAUGAGCAACAGCUCGAACGGAUCAGUCGCGACAACUCGACCCACAUACAAACCGCGACACUCCCGUACCAACAGCGACAUGUCCGUCUCGACAGUAGCAACCUUCGCAACUGCAAAUGAAGGCGAGCGUCCCGACGACGAGGACGACAUCGAUAGCGUGAUGUACUGGGACCGACGAUUCAAUCAUGGUGCGUUCCGAUCCAUUUUCCCUGGCGUUUCCGACACUAAUCCCUGGUCAGAGCUGCGACACGGACAUAGCCAUGGCCAUGGUCAUAGCCGUAACCACUCCCAGUCACACCUCCAAUCUCAUGGUCCCGGCCACAGCCACCAACCAAGUCCAAUCCAAGAGGUCGAGGUUGAAGGUGAUCGCUCUGAAACACCCCGUGGACCACGAUACGCAAGCCGCAGCACCACUCCAAUGGACCCGAAUAACCUUUCUCCUCAGAAAGUUACUGGUCGCUCAUCUUCAGCGACAACUGGUUCUGCAACCCCAACCUCACUUGUCUCAUCCCUCGUGUCGACUGUGCGCGCGGCAUCCAGCACCCCCACUGUUGGUGGUAUCAACGACGAUGACACACAGAUGCUGGAAGCACUGUUCGGUAGCCUGGGUAAGGUUUGUACGGAUUUACAGACAAUCACGACCUCCGCGGAUCCAGAUGUGAAAGCUGCGCGUGUGCUGCGGCGUCGUCUGGAUGCUGCGCGGAGAGUGCUAGAGGGAGAGCUUGAUGCUUGA